This is a messenger RNA of Oldenlandia corymbosa var. corymbosa, 2577 nucleotides long. NCBI's taxonomy places the organism in Eukaryota, Viridiplantae, Streptophyta, Magnoliopsida, Gentianales, Rubiaceae. The record is from the annotation of a GenBank genome assembly.
UGUGCCCAUUAUAAGAAGGUCCCAUUGUACUUCUGUUCCCUCUUCUCUCUCUCAACAAGUCAAUAUCUCUUUUCUUCUUUCUUCUUCCUAUUUGGUUUCAUUUUGAAGGCUGAGGAUGUAGACAACCAAACAAUGGGGAGAAGAACAACACAGAAAGCUCCCAAAUCACACACUCUCCCUUCCUCACCCACCCAUUCCUUCUCUUCUUCAUCUUCUUCCUCCUCCGACUUCGAAUUCACCAUCUCCAUUUCCCCAAGAAAGUCAACCUCAAACCUCUGCCCCGCCGACGAGCUCUUCUACAAAGGUCAACUCUUGCCCCUCCAUCUCUCCCCUCGUAUCUCCAUGGUCCGAACCCUCCUCCUCGCUUCCUCCUCCACCUCCUCCUCCUCCGACACCACCACCACCACCUCCCGCGACUCCACCGGCUCCACCGACUCCACCUCCUCCUUCUCCUCCGACUUGCUCCUCCUCGGAGACUGUGAUUCCUCCCGUCCCAGCUCCGUCACGGAGGAGGACGAGUUCAAACGGAUACAUUCCGGGUUUUCCCAAACGGGUCAUUCUUCCAUUACCAAGAAAAGCAAGUAUUUCUCCCGGCUUUCCCGGUUUUCUUCCGUGUUUCGCAAGGAAACUCCCACUACCACGACCACGACCACGACCAAGAACAAUCAUAAUAAUUACAAUACAAACCAGCCACCGUACUCGUCUGUCGCCGGCGGCAGCGGCGGUGUGCCGACGUCGUCGUCGGUGAAGCGGAUGAGCGCGACGGCCAGGGAAGUGAUACGGAAGUACUUGAAGAAAGUGAAGCCGUUGUACGAGAAGCUUUCCCAGAAGCAGCAACUGAGAAACGGAAAAAUGUCGAGUUCCACCACUGACGUCACUUUCCGGUCGAAAAAGGAUCGGUUCUUUAAAGAUUCCGAUCAACACAACUACUUCCCGCUUCUUCAGAGUAGUGGGAACAAAGGAGGAGGAGAAAGAGAAAGCAAUAACAACGGCGGCGGCGGUUUUUCGCAUUCGUUUUCGGGGAACUUAAGGUAUCCGAGGAGAUCGGGGAGGAGCUACGUGUCGAGUUGUCCGUCGUCGAUGAGGUCAUCGCCGAGUCAUUCCGGCGUGCUCUGUACCAAAAAGAGCGGGUCCGUGACGCCGCCGGGUAAGAGCAGUGGAGGCGGGUUGACGAGUUACGGGUCGGGUUCUUACGAUGCUUCGUCAAUGGAGGAGUUGCAGAAUGCUAUCCAAGGCGCAAUUGCUCAUUGCAAGAACUCAAUGCUUCAGAACAACAAGGGUAUUAUGGUCAGUGAUGAAAUUUGAUCAGCUACUAAGGACUUAAAAAAUCACUUUAAUUAGAUAAUUAAUGUUUUUUUUUUCUCUCUUCUUAAUGUAAUGUGAAGAAGUAAUAAUUUUAAAAAGAAAAAGGGAAUUUUGUAAUGUUUUUUUUUUUUCCUUAGCGCUUAUUAUGGAUCUAGAGAUAUAAGUAUGUAGUACUACUACUAGCAUUGACUGGAGAAACUGGAAAGUGUUUAACCUUAAUUUUGUUUUUGUUUUUUUAAACUUGUGUUAUAAUGUAGUAGUAAUGAGUUUGCAUGUGAGAUGUGAACGUUAAUCCGUGAAGCGUAUUAAUUAUGGAUCAAUCAUUUGGAUCCAUCUGUUUGUUUGUAUGCAUGAAACUCUUGUUGGAAUUUGUGCUACUGUUUUGAGCGUGUGUGAGUGAGUGUGUUUUCCUAGGAAUUCUGAAAAAUUUUUGUGUGACACUUGAAAUUUGGCCGGUUUUUUUUGUUGUUUGAUGCCAUUCUUGAUAUGGGUAAACACGAUCCUGUGUCAAUUUGUUCAUUCAUGGCAUAAUGUUGGCUAAAAAUGUAUCCCAACAAAUGUGAUAGAAAAUAUGCAAUAUCCGCUAGAGUUUUAGCUGAAAUAUUAUUGAAUCAACUAACAAAAUGCAAAAUACAUGUAAGUUAUAACAUUUUUGACAGAUUAAAAUUCGAUGCAUUUUAGAGGAGGUACACAUUAUUUAUAAAUCAAAUGAUAUCUUUCACUGAUAAUACACGAUUAAUAUUAUCUACAUACGUAGAGAUAUGAAACGGAUCUUUAGAUCCUAUAUACGUAAUGUGGUAUCUAAAAUCUAUCAUUUCCCAUCCUUCUUUUAUGGCGCAAAAAGUAUGAGCAAAAACUGAACUUACAAUCAUUGUAAGAAUCUAAGCUAAUUUUUGUUCGUAUGGAAAUUGUAAAGUUUUGUGUUAAAUCUGGUUGUAAAUUUUUUUUUUUAAUUUUCUUUUUUCAAUGCUGACAGCCUAACGGUUACUUCAAUAGUACUACAAGAUAAAUAAAUUAGUAGUAGUAUAAUGUCGUUGUCUCCUAUGGGGUUUUGACCUUAUGUAAUUGAAGUAUUCCACAGUUCGAUGUGGUUCGAAAGUGAUGCGAAUCUUCCAUGUGCCGCUGGCUUUGUGUUGAUAGUUAAAUUCGAUUUACAGCUUUUUUUUCUUCUCUGGUAGGAGGAUAAGAAGGGUGACAUUUAUUGUGUGGUCUGUGGAGUCAUUCUCAAGUUAAGUUUCUUCUCAGGACUGCCAUAGUAUAUAUAGUAUCUAU